Molecule: messenger RNA, 777 nt
Organism: Orcinus orca (killer whale)
Lineage: Eukaryota; Metazoa; Chordata; Mammalia; Artiodactyla; Delphinidae
Gene: CRYBA4
Product: crystallin beta A4
Exons: 6
Coding region: 119-733 (204 amino acids)
Biological process (GO): lens development in camera-type eye; visual perception
Molecular function (GO): structural constituent of eye lens
Source: RefSeq, a predicted model, not a curated record
CUUGGAACACUUUUCAAGAGGGUCUGAGGCCGGCCUUCUGCCCUGGAGGACCUCCUGGGACAGCCGUUUCCUGCUGCUAAGCCAGCCCGCUUUCUCUCCUUCUCCAUCUGUUUCUUGCAUGCGACAAACUGAAACAAGCAACAUGUCUCUGCAGUGCACCAAGUCAGCGGGACACUGGAAGAUCGUGGUGUGGGAUGAGGAGGGCUUCCAAGGCCGGCGGCAUGAGUUCACAGCUGAGUGCCCCAGUGUGCUGGAGCUUGGUUUUGAGACUGUGCGAUCUUUGAAAGUGCUGAGUGGAGCGUGGGUGGGUUUUGAGCACGCCGGUUUCCAAGGGCAGCAGUAUGUGCUGGAGCGGGGUGAGUACCCGUCCUGGGAUGCCUGGAGUGGCAACACGUCCUACCCCGCCGAGAGGCUCACCUCCUUCCGGCCCGUGGCCUGCGCUAACCACCGCGACUCGAGGCUGACCAUCUUUGAGCAAGAGAACUUCCUGGGCAAGAAAGGAGAGCUGAGCGAUGACUACCCCUCCCUCCAGGCCAUGGGCUGGGAUGGCAAUGAAGUGGGCUCCUUCCAUGUCAACUCGGGGGCCUGGGUUGGCUCCCAGUUUCCUGGCUACCGAGGUUUUCAGUAUGUGCUGGAGUGUGAUCACCACUCAGGCGACUACAAGCAUUUCCGGGAGUGGGGCUCUCAUGCCCAGACCUUCCAGGUGCAGAGCAUCCGAAGGAUCCAGCAGUGAGCAGGGGGUCCAGCGCUGAGCAGUGAGCAUAUGCUUGUCUGGAA